UUCCUAGGAUUCACUUCCGAAUCAGCACUACGAAGAUAAGAUCAACGGKAUAUUAAAAUAGAGUGAUGGAUCGGUACGUCCAUGGUAUAGGUCSACGAAAACCAGAGAAAAAURMGAAUGACUGCAUCGSUUGCUUUCUAAUGGAUGGACCGAUCGCAUUGGAGAAUGGUUCUCCAUAUAAGAGCUUCACUGCGGAAGCAACUGGGCCGGUUGUGGCAAUGUAUUGGGACCCAAGCGUUACGUAUGUACUCAUUUUAAUCCUAACCAUCUCUUUCGUAACUUCUCUCACUCUCACUCUGCAAUUAAUYGAUCUUGGCUUUGAUGGCAUAACAAUGACGUACUGGGUUGCUCGAACUUAUGCUGUACUCUUGCAUCGCUGUCGCAUCACGCCCGGGAAAUAUUGCAUCCAAAAAUAAUCAAUCUACUUGCAUAGUUAUCAAAAGAUCGAAAAGCCGGACUCGGCAUUGGGAGAGGGAACUUAUGGGGUUGUUUACAAGGCUCGCGACAAGCAAACGGACGAAAUUGUUGCCUUGAAACGCAUCCGAUUGGAGGUCGAAGACGAAGGGAUUCCGUCCACAGCUCUCCGCGAAAUCAGUUUGCUUCGGGAAUUGACGCAUGAGAACGUUGUAGAGCUUAAAGACUGCGUCCAAGAACUCGGAAAGCUCUAUUUAGUCUUCGAAUUCCUUGACAAGGACUUGAAGAAGUACAUGGAAUCAUGYAGUGGAUUGCUCUCCCCUCUAUUGGUCAAGUCCUAUCUCUUCCAAUGCGUCCGGGGACUUGCUUUUUGCCACGCUCGAGGAGUUAUGCACAGGGAUCUCAAGCCACAGAAUCUUCUUGUGACGCGAGACGGMCGCCUUAAGCUUGCUGACUUUGGGCUUGCACGUGCUUUUUGUCCACCCAUCCGACCCCUAACGCACGAGGUCGUGACCCUGUGGUACCGACCCCCUGAGAUUCUUUUAGGAAGCCAGACAUAUGCUCCCCCAGUUGAUGUCUGGGCUAUUGGAACAAUCUUUGUUGAAAUGGUCACGAAACGACCUCUCUUCCCGGGAGACUCKGAAAUCGACCAGAUCUACAAGAUCUUCCGGUUGCUAGGAACACCCGACGAAGAUGUAUGGCCAGGCGUCACGCAUUUGCAAGAUUGGAACGCUGCGUUUCCCAGGUGGCAAAAGAGACCAUAUUCCAGCGCCGUCACCAAACAUCUCGAUAACGCAGGAAUGGACUUGUUAGAGCGAUUCCUGUUCUACGAUCCAAAGGAUCGAAUUACCGCCAAGGAAUCUUUGAACCAUCCGUACUUUGACGACUUGGACAAGGAAAACAUCUAAGAGAAUAAAUGUGGAGUCGCCAA
Messenger RNA from Pseudo-nitzschia multistriata, 1345 nucleotides. Lineage: Eukaryota; Bacillariophyta; Bacillariophyceae; Bacillariales; Bacillariaceae. The record is from the annotation of a GenBank genome assembly.